CAAAUAAUAUAAAUAAUUUCGAUAACCCAAUCUUCUUAUUUCUCUCAGAUCCCAUCAUUCCAUGAACCACCAGCACAUUAUUAAAUUAAAGUAGAGAAUGUGCCCCCACCAUUAUAAUAAUUUAUCAAUUUUCCUUGCAGAGAAUUUCGUCUCCUCUCAACAAUUUGCUCUCUCUGAAUUGUUCCUCUCUGAAUUGUUACUUACUGUGUGCGUAAGAGAAUCCCUCCUUUUUAAUUCUUCUGGUGUAAUCUAGCAACAGUUUUUUGCUUCUUUUUUCUUUUCUAUGAUUUUUUAUGGUGGGGUUUUAAUCCAUAUUUCUGAGGCUAAUACUCUUCGGCUAAUCUAUCAUGGCAUGAAAUGGAUGCUAAACAGACCCUUGAAACUGUCUAAUUUAUUAGUUAUUUCUUAAUAGUUAACUUGGAUUGGAUGUUCUGUUGCAACCUGCAAUUGUUUGUACGUUAUAUAUAUGCAUAAAUAGCACAUGUCCUACUUCCAGCGGUUGGGGGAUAUGAAUUACAUGGCGGAAGAGGCAGAAAUGGUCGAUUUCGUCGAUGAAAUUGAUGGAGGAGCCGCCGCCGGUGUGGAAGAUGUUGAAGCCAAUGAAUACGACUUGCUUACCAAGGCUACGGAUACAUCUUCUGGGCAGGCCAGGAAUGGGCAAGACAUACAGGGUAUUCCCUGGGAAAGAUUGAAUAUAACCAGGGAAAAAUACAGAUUGACCAGGCUUGAGCAGUACAAGAAUUAUGAGAACAUUCCAUUAUCCGGCGAAGCUGUCGAUAAGGAGUGCAAACAAAUGGAGAAGGGAGGCCACUACUAUGAAUUCUUCCAUAAUACUAGAUCGGUUAAGCCCACUAUACUUCAUUUUCAGCUCAGGAACUUGGUUUGGGCCACUUCGAAACAUGAUGUAUAUCUGGUGUCGAAUUAUUCAGUCAUGCACUGGUCAUCCAUAUCUGGCAAUUUGUCCGAGGUCAUCAAUUUUGCAGGACAUGUAGCACCGUCUGAGAAACAUGCUGGAAGUUUGUUAGAAGGUUUCACCCAAACUCAAAUUAGCACCAUAGCAGUCAAAGAUAAUUUUCUUGUUGCUGGAGGCUUCCAAGGAGAGCUUACUUGCAAACGUUUGGAUAAGCAAGGAGUUAGCUUUUGUACCCGCACAACAUACGAUGAUAAUGCCAUCACGAAUGCUAUUGAGAUAUAUGAUGGCAUGAGGGGUGGAAUCAAAUUCAUGGCAUCCAACAAUGAUUGUGGUCUUAGAGAAUAUGACUUGGAGACGUUUCAGCUUUUGAAUCACUUCCGUUUCCCUUGGCCGGUGAAUCACACAUCAAUGAGUCCAGACAGUAGGCUGAUGACAGUUGUCGGAGAUAACUUGGACGGAUUGCUGGUGGAUUCACAGAGUGGGAAGACUGUAUCCACUGUAGAAGGACACUCCGAUUAUUCUUUUGCAUCAGCAUGGCACCCAGAUGGACGUGUUUUUGCCACAGGCAAUCAGGAUAAGACUUGCCGGGUGUGGGAUAUAAGAAAGUUGUCAUCGCCUACUGUGAUACUCAAGGGAAACUUGGGUGCGGUUCGUUCAAUUCGUUUCUCAUCAGAUGGCCAAUUCAUGUUCGUAGCUGAACCUGCAGAUUUUGUGCAUGUUUAUAGCACACGAGAUGACUACAGAAAGCGGCAAGAGAUUGAUUUCUUUGGUGAGAUUUCAGGAGUAGCUCUCAGCCCAGAUGAUGAAUCUUUGUCUAUCGGAAUCUGGGACCGGACUUAUGCGAGCUUGCUACAGUACAACAAAAGACAUAAAUAUGGUUAUCUCGAUUCCUACUUGUGAUUGUGUGUCAAAGCAUCUUCUUCACUAGCUUGCUGCUCAAUCUUGUAUCCACCAUUUUGUGUUGUAUUCAUUAGGUCUGAUUGAAAUCAAAGAUGAGGAUAGAAUAAGACACUCCUCGUUAGAACUUUGCUUAGAGAGCAUGUACAGUAACAUUUUGAUCAUUACAUGAAAUGAAAGACGCCUUCGUCAACUUCAUUUUUCUUUCAA
Molecule: messenger RNA, 2020 nt
Organism: Populus trichocarpa (black cottonwood)
Lineage: Eukaryota; Viridiplantae; Streptophyta; Magnoliopsida; Malpighiales; Salicaceae
Exons: 10
Coding region: 482-1813 (443 amino acids)
Molecular function (GO): protein binding
Source: RefSeq, a predicted model, not a curated record